CCGUUCCAGACUUGCCUUUAAUUAAAAACUGUUCACUUUUUCCAAUCACAACAGAUAUUCGGAAAAUGUCGUAGCAUAUAUUUAAAAUGUCAUUAUUUUUCACUGUAUUCCUCAUAAGUCAAAUUUCAGUAAUUUACAGUGAAUUGGAUGAGCAGAAUAAGUAUAUUGAUCAAUUACCAAAUUCUGAUAAAGAGGCGUUUUUGGAAAGAGUAGCCAGACGUAUUGGUGGUGACGUUUAUGUGAAACCUGAUCCCGUUGGCGAGAGAAAGAUUUCUGAUGCAGAACUUGAAAAACAUACUGAUUAUGUUAAAAAAAUAAUUGAUGAAGAAAAGGGGAAGUUUGAACAGCAACGGAGAAGAUCGUUUAAUUUCAGUCAUAUUGACUUUACACUUGAUAAAAAGAGACGCAGGAAAAGGGACGUCGAUAAUGAUAACACACAAAUACCAGUAAAAACAGUGUACGAUUCAAGUAAAAACGAUCCGACUAAAUCAACUCCUACUGCUGGAGUACAUGAUAUACAAAUUAAAGGUUUAAGACUUCAUUCACGACGGUCUCCUACAAGUUCUGAUAACUUAAAUGAAAACGCAGAUAAUGUUGUUUCAUCUGAUAAACUGAACAAUAAGAAUGAAAGUUCAAUAUCGGUUACUGAAAGUAGUGAAGAUAAAAAAAUUACAAUGAGCACUGGUUUAGUAAAUGAUACUACAAAUACUUUGACUAAUACCACGGAAGCGGAAGAGAAAAGCGAGAAAGUCAGUUCAAAUUUGAAUGACACAAAUGUUGAAAAAAUAUCUUUGCAAAAUGAAACUAAACAAGCAGAUUUAGAACAUGAUCAAAAAAGCAGUCAUGAAGUUAAAUCAAAGGACAAUACGCAAAGUAAUUUAGAACCAAAUAAAAAACCUGAAGAAUUGACUCUAAAUAAAAAUGAUGUUGAAUCAAAAAAUGAAAAUGCAGAAAAGUCUUUAAGAACUGAAACUAAACAAAAAGAACAAGAUCAAAAAUAUAAUCAUGAAGAUAAAUCUCAAGUCAAUGCUAACUUAGAAACAAAAGUUGCUGUUGCCGUACAUGUUGAUAAUAAAUCAGAAGAAUUGACUAUUAAUAAUAACGAAACCAAAAAAGUUGAAUUAAAACAACCAGACUUAGAACCGGCAGUAAAAGAUCGUAAAAGUAGCCUUGAAGAUAAAUCAAAAGACAGUGCAUCAGUAAACUUAGCGCCAAAAAGGACUGAAUUUGUUCAAACUAACAAAACAUCGGAAAAAUUUAAUCUUAAAAGCAACGAUGCUAAAAAAGCUAAGAAUGAAAUAAAAGCCAAUGAUGAGGCAAAAAAAAAGAUUUUGAGAACUGACCCUCUCUUUGAAAUUGCAAAGGCGGCAAACAAAACAAAAAUAUUAGCGAAAGAAAAUGAAGAAGUGAAAACUUUACAAAUUGCUCAGGAUGUCGUUAAAGCGUUGAGGAUUGGUAUAGACAGAGAUGCAAUGAAGAAUAGAAAUAAAAACAUAAGAUCUAAAUUUGGCAAAAAAAAUGUUAACGUGUACGGUUUAUAUGAAAAUACUGACGAAAAUUCGUACGAGCAACAUGAUUACAAUCGAGAACAACCAUAUUACGUACCUGUGUACAAUUAUUUUGAGAAUAAUGCUUACUAUAACGCGUAUAACAAAUAUGGUCCUAAUCAUAGGGAAUCAAAUUACAAGAAAUUCGAACAUUAUGACCAUUCAAGAGAUAUUUCUGGAUCAUCUGCAGAACAUUAUGACAGGGCAUUUUAUAAGACACCUCACGUAGAUCAUGGGAAGCGACAAUGGAAAGACCACAAGGUCACAGCUCGGAACAAUAUAUUUCAAGUUCUACCACCAGUAAUUCAGAAACCAUCUAAUUUACCACAUUACGAUUAUGAUUAUUUAUUCGGGAAACAUGAUGAAUUGGAGGAUUAUGCUCUUAGAGAAGGGAAGCCAGUAAAUGAAGAGAAUGAUACAUUAUUGAAAAAUCGUAUAAAAAAGAUACGAUUAUCUAUAUAUAAACACAAAGACAACAAUGAGAGCGAGAAGAAAUUUGAAGAGGAUAAUAAAAAAGGUUGGUUGGCUGACAGUGUAGAAUAUCACAUGAAGAAUAUAGCAAAAGCAAAAGCAAAAGCGAAAAAAGUGUCUCGUGAAGACGAAAUAGAUUAUGAUUAUUUAGGUUUCAGGGAUUUAAGACUGAAGUUCUUGGAUUCCAAGAAAAUUUUGCCAACUGGAAAAGACGACAAAGCGAAAAAUGUGGAUAUCAUUAAUGAUUUAUUAAAAGGGACGACUGACAAUGAACUUAAAGGUAAAAUUCAAGAAGUUUAUCCUUUAUUGAAGAAGUUGGUUAAAAUUGUUGAGUUCGAAGAAGACGAAGAGGUUGAAGCGUGUGUUCGGGUGAUGGGGGACCUCAUACAGACAAACAACGAAGGUUUAGAACAGUAUGAUUGGCUCGAAAGUACUGUUAAUGUACAGUCCGCUAUAGAAAAAUUAUCAGAUUUAACGGCAUCCGUAAUCGCCGGUGAAACAAUACACCCUUCGGACAUGGAAUUGUUGAAAUACAUAACAUACCUGCACACAUUAUCAGUGGCUGGCAAAGAAGAACCUGCGAAUGUCAGGUCCGUCCUACCCAGGUCCAAGAAGAGGAAGACCAAUAGAAAACUGAAGACCAACUAUAACAGAGUCUGGCUGUACAGAAUUCCUGACCCGGAGUUAGGCUAUGAUUUCGAUUACAAAAGUCUGCAGAAAUUUAUUGAAAAUCUUGCGGACCAUUUAUAUGAUCUUCACAAUGCAAUCAAGCACAUAUCAAUGGUGACCACGUUGAAAAGCCAGCACUGGUUCAAGAAUUUAAAAGACUUAUAUCUCAGGAAACCCAACAGAAAGCAGCUACUGGAACUAAUUCUUCAUCUAGGAACUACAAGACUUUUUAAUCUAAUAGAAGAUAGUAGUAAGAUGGGAAUUGAGAAGAAUUUCCUGAAAUACAUUCAUGAAAAUCAAAUGGAAGUAUAUAGAAUUGAAGAAGCGUUCGUUUUUGUGUUAAAAGUGUUGGACGCUGCCAUGGACAAUAAGUUGAUAGAAAAUUAUUGAUUUUUAUUUAUGUGUCGGAAAGUAUCAACAUUUACGUGGAAGUUAUAUAAUGGAUAAUUAAAAAUUGAAACAGCGCGGAUUUUAUCACGGUUAAGGACUUAAAACAUCUAAAAAUAAGAUCAAAAAUGAUUAAAUUUUUGAGGUGCUGUGUCACAGACAUUCUAGAUUCACAUAUACAGACAUGUCGACCCAUUUUAACAAGAUAAUAACUAAUAUAGCAUAGAUUAAAAAACUACAAAUGCUUGAUGGUUAAAAUUAACAAGAAAAAUAUUGUGAAAGUUGAUAAUUUUGAAAACAGUUAUCAUAGAACAGAUAAUAUUGAAAGGAAUAACAUUUAAAACAAAUCUUAUGUAUAUCGGCUGCAACAGUCAUAUUUUUGAAUCGUAUUCCUAUGAAAUAAAAUUCAAAAAAACAUCACUGGACUUUUGCAGUCGACAUUAAUAAAUUGUACAUUUGAAACGUAUAUUAAUGGUCUGUCAGUCCAAAAUAUAAAUAUUGAAAUAAAUUUUGUAUAGUUAUAUGUAGAAACUAAAACAGUAAUAAAGUAUUUUUGA
Plodia interpunctella (Indianmeal moth) is the source of this 3631-nucleotide messenger RNA. RefSeq lists its product as uncharacterized. The transcript is spliced from 4 exons. The record is from RefSeq and is a predicted model, not a curated record. Lineage: Eukaryota; Metazoa; Arthropoda; Insecta; Lepidoptera; Pyralidae. Bases 87 to 3077 code for a protein of 996 amino acids.